This is a messenger RNA of Pristis pectinata (smalltooth sawfish), 1882 nucleotides long. RefSeq names its product microfibril associated protein 1 (gene mfap1). Gene Ontology annotation, biological process: mRNA splicing, via spliceosome. The record is from RefSeq and is a predicted model, not a curated record. The transcript is spliced from 9 exons. Lineage: Eukaryota; Metazoa; Chordata; Chondrichthyes; Rhinopristiformes; Pristidae. The coding region runs from base 85 to 1404 and encodes 439 amino acids. Gene Ontology annotation, molecular function: RNA binding. Gene Ontology annotation, cellular component: U2-type spliceosomal complex.
GGGCGGUGACGACAUCGCCCUGCGCCCGGCCGGUCCCCGGUCUCCAUCUUGUGUUGCGGCGGCACCGGUCCCGGUCCCGGCAUCAUGGCGGCUCCGCUCAGCCUCAGCGCCAAGCAGCCCCCGAUCCAGUCCACGGCGGGGGCCGUGCCCGUGCUCAAUGAGAAGGGUGAGGUGUCUAUGGAAAAGGUGAAGGUGAAGCGCUAUGUGUCCGGUAAACGACCAGAUUAUGCACCGAUGGAAUCCUCGGAUGAGGAGGAGGAGGACUUCCAGUUUGUUAAGAAGCCGAAGGAUACAGAGGCUGAGCCUGAGGUGAAGGAGGAACUGGCGAAUGACCCACGUCUCAAGCGACUCCAGAACCGACUGUCUGAGGAUGUCGAGGAAAGGCUGGCCAGGCAUCGGAUGAUCGUUGAACCAGAGGUGGUGAUGGAGGCAGAGUCUGAGGAGGAGGGUGAGGCAUGGCACGUGGAUCGGGAGGACAGCAGUGAGGAGGAGGAGGAGGAAGUGGAUGAUGAGGAAAUCGAGCGUCGCCGUGCCAUGAUGAGGCAGCGGGCCCAGGAGAGGGAGAAUGAGGAACUGGAACUGCUGGAACUGGAGGACGAAGGAAGGUCUGGGGAAGAGUCGGAGGAGGAGUCUGAGUAUGAGGAAUAUACAGACAGCGAGGACGAAACUGAACCCAGGCUGAAGCCUGUCUUUAUUAGAAGGAAGGACCGAGUCACUGUGCAGGAACGGGAGGCUGAGGCCCUGAAACAGAAGGAACUGGAGCAAGAGGCAAAGCGCCUGAGUGAAGAGCAGCGCAAGUACACACUGAAGAUUGUGGAGGAGGAGGCGAGGCGGGAGAUCGAGGAGUCGCGCAGGACACUUUCUGCCCUCGAUGCGCUCAACACUGACGAUGAGAACGAUGAGGAGGAGUACGAGUCGUGGAAAGUUCGGGAACUUAAACGCAUCAAACGGGACCGGGAGGAGCGGGAGUCAAUGGAGAAGGAAAAGGCUGAAAUUGACAGGAUGCACAAUCUGACCGAGGAGGAGAGACGAGCAGAGCUUCGAGCCAACAGCAAAGCCAUUACCAACAAGGCCAGCAAAGGGAAUAUAAGUUUCCUGCAGAAGUAUUAUCACAGAGGAGCCUUUUUUAUGGAUGAAGAGGAGGAUCUGUACAAACGGGACUUCAGUUCCCCGACCCUGGAGGACCAUUUCAAUAAGACCAUUUUACCAAAAGUCAUGCAGGUCAAAAACUUUGGCCGUUCGGGACGGACCAAAUAUACUCACCUGGUCGACCAAGAUACCACCUCAUUUGACUCUGCCUGGGCUCAGGAGUCGGCUCAGAACAGCAAGUUCUUCAAGCAACGAGCAGCUGGUGUGCGAGAUAUUUUUGAGAGGCCCUCGGCCAAGAAGAGGAAAACCACGUAAUUGCGUUGGGAUGUGCUCCCGACAUCCAUCAUCGGUGCCCUCUGCUAGCUGUUACCACCUCGUGUCCCACACGCCCACUGUCGUGCGUGCAGUUUGAGGAGUUUAUAAAGCUCAUGGAGACUCUAUUGUAGCAUUGUUUAUCCAGUGACCAUGCUGGUCACCCAUAAUUUAAACUUGCUUUUUAAAGAGAGCUUAUUUUCUAAAGUGUUUAUAACUGUGUAAUCAUGUAUUCUUUUCCAUUUCUGUUGUGUUGAUAGGAUAAAAAUUGCAAGUUAACCAAUUGUUAAUGUUAUUUCAUUACACAACGAUCUGAGGGAGAAGGAUCUCAGUUCUGUAAUGGGAGCAUGUAACCCUGAACCUUGUGCAGUAAUCCUUACUCCCACAAGACUUGUAAAUUACAACAUAAUGUCAAAAGUGUGAGGAAAGGUAGAAUAUGUGGUGAUCUCGAAGUCUGUGGAAGCAGAUUCGGUUGUAGCAC